This is a messenger RNA of Eutrema salsugineum, 2085 nucleotides long. RefSeq lists its product as uncharacterized. Bases 1 to 2085 code for a protein of 694 amino acids. The transcript has a single exon. NCBI's taxonomy places the organism in Eukaryota, Viridiplantae, Streptophyta, Magnoliopsida, Brassicales, Brassicaceae. The record is from RefSeq and is a predicted model, not a curated record. Gene Ontology annotation, molecular function: zinc ion binding.
AUGAGCAUUGGCCACACCAACAUACAUUUUGAGUAUGGAGGAUAUUAUUCACGGAACGAGGAGGAGUUUAAAUGGAUUUCAGUAAAACCUAUAUAUGCAAUAUCAUUUAAAAGAUUAUCUUUGGAUGGGAUUACUUAUUCAGCUCUUGUAGAGAAGAUAUGCCAGAAGAUUGCACUAAGCUCCAAUACGACGAAUCUGAAAUUGAGCUACAUUCCUUUGGUAGCUAAGCCUCAAAUGGAGUCAUGUAUUUUCGGUGAUGAUGAUGUAUAUGCUUAUCUGACGACAUUUGAUAAAGAUGGUCUGAGAUCUGUUUUGAAUGUGGAGGUUAUCGAAGAGGUGGAUACAGACAAAAGAGAUCAGCUAUGUGAGGAUGAUGUAGCUAAUGGGGAUAAUGUAGCGAAUGGUGGUGUUAUGGUUCUUUUCAGGGCUGAGGAAGGAGGAAAUCUAGAGAACAUGCCUACUAAUGAGCGUACUAAUGAGCCUGAUAGUGAGAAGCAGAUGGAGAAUGAAGAUGGCUUGGAAACCGGUUUUGAUGAGAAUGAGCAUGUUGAACUUCCACGGGAAGAAGAACAAACUCAAUUUGUUCUAGAAUGGGAUGAUGGUGCAGGUUUUGAAAAAGGUCAACAGUUCUGUUCGAAGGAGGCAUUGAGAGUAAUGGUUGAUAAAGCUGCACAUAAAGGGUGUUUUGGGGUAAAAACCGAGAAGUCUGACCAGGGUCGAGUGAUACUGAAAUGCCAACAAGCUGAUCGUGGGUGUCCAUGGUAUUUACAUGCUGCCAGAAUUAAGGAAUCUACAUAUUUCAGUGUCAGAGUAUAUAGGAGUGUUCAUACCUGCUCCAGGGUUUUCGCGAGUACAAGUCGGAAGAGAAGAAAAGGUACUCCACAAGUAGUUGCAUCUGUCUUGCGUGAUGCAUAUCCAGGUCAGAUUGACACCCCCGCGCCCAAAAGUAUUAUCAAUGUUGUUCAGGUAGAAGCUGGAAUAAAUGUGUCUUACUCUACUGCAUUGAGAGGCAAAAAGCUAGCUGUUAGUGAAGUGAGAGGGAGUCAUGUAGAAAGUUUUAGGAAAUUGCGUUCUUAUCUAUACGUGUUAGAGAGGGUAAAUCCUGGUACAGUUACAUGCGUGAAGGUGGAUGCUGAAAAUAAGUUCAAAUAUCUAUUCAUUGCUUUGGGUGCUUGUAUAGAAGGUUUUAGAGCAAUGAGAAAAGUCAUAGUCAUGGAUGCAACAUUUCUGAAAAAUAUAUAUGGUGGUAUGGUUGUAUUUGCUACAGCUCAAGACCCUAAUCAUCAUCAUUACCCCAUUGCAAUGGGUGUAAUUGAUAGGGAGAAAGAUGGAAGUUGGAAUUGGUUUUUAGAAACACUGAAAACUGUCAUACCAGAUGAUGAAGAGCUGGUUUUUAUGAGCGAUAGGCAUAGGAGCAUUUUGAAGGCAGUUCAUGAGGUGUAUCCUAAGUCUCAGCACGGACAUUGCGUGUGGCAAUUGUCGCAGAACGUGAGAGGUAAAGCUGCUGUUGGUUUUAAAGAUAUUUGUGCUGCGAGAUUUAGAGAUUGUGCUCAUAUGUAUACCGAGUAUGACUUCAUCAGCGCAUACAUCGAUUUUGGGAGGAGGUUUCCUAAAGCCGCCGAGUAUCUUGCUGCUGUUCCUGUGGAAAAAUGGGCUAGGUGUUAUUUUAAAGGAGACAAGUACAAUUUGGACACCAGUAAUGCUUGUGAGUCGAUGAAUAGUGUAUUCAAGAGGGCAAGGAAGUACUCUCUACUGCCUUUGAUUGAUGCAUAUGUUGAAAAAUUAUCUGAGUGGUUCAAUAAGCAUAGAAAAGACACUGUUUCUGCAACAAGCUUAGGAAAACAGUUGGUGCCGUAUGUGGAAAAUGAAUUACAUACACGUUGUGCAGUUGCAACUCACCUACUAGUAACUGAGCUGAACGGCAGUGAACUUGAAUACAGUGUCACUGGAGUUGAUGGGAAGAGAUAUCAGGUUGAUUUGUUAAGGAGAAAUUGUAGUUGCAGAUGUUUUGAUAUUGACAAGAUUCCUUGCGUGCAUGCUAUAGCAGCGAACAUAUGUUUGAAAUUGGGACAACUGGACAACUAG